Molecule: messenger RNA, 1350 nt
Organism: Labrus mixtus (cuckoo wrasse)
Lineage: Eukaryota; Metazoa; Chordata; Actinopteri; Labriformes; Labridae
Product: leucine-rich repeat-containing protein 74A-like
Exons: 13
Coding region: 1-1350 (449 amino acids)
Molecular function (GO): protein binding; calcium ion binding
Source: RefSeq, a predicted model, not a curated record
AUGGAUCAGGUUCAGGAGCCGACCCAGAGUCCAGUGACUGUCAGUGGUGAUGAGUGGGACACUGACCUAGAGACAGAAACCGAUAAUCAGCACCAGAGUUUGUCUCCUGCUGAGCUGUACCUGCAGGCCUGCCGGCAGACAGGGGCCGUCCCAGUUUCAUCCUUUCUCAACCUGGCUGAAGCAGAUCUCAAUCUGAACCACUAUGGUGUGGGACCUCAGGGGGCCAAAGCUCUGGCCAUAGUCUUGCAAACUGACAAAACCAUCACGCAUCUCGAGCUAGAGGACAACAAUCUUCAUGCAGAGGGUGCACGUUACCUAAUGGAGAUGCUUCAAAUAAACAUGACCAUUCAGAGUAUUAAUCUUUCCAACAACCAGCUGUACCACGAAGGAGCGGAAAUCAUUUCCAAAAUGCUGUUGGACAAUUACUACAUCAAGUCCAUCAAACUAUCAAGAAAUCAUUUUGAUGACUCUGCUGCUAAAUAUUUUGCGGAUGCUUUAAAGGGUGACUACGUGGUGAAGGAGCUGGACCUCAGUCACAACAUGUUCUGUGUCAUAGGAGGAGUUCACCUCGGUCAGAUGUUGGCCACAAACGUAGGUAUUGAAGUCCUAAACCUGAGCUGGAAUCACCUUUGUGCGGGCGGUGCAGUGGCUUUAAGUGCUGGCCUGAAGCAAAACUCAACUCUGAAGAAGCUCCAGCUGUCAUGGAACGGUUUUGGACAGGUUGAGGCAGAGUCACUGGGUCAGGCGCUAAAACACAACCACACGCUGGUGCUGCUGGACCUCAGCAGUAACCGUUUAGACGAUAAGGCUGUGAUGCUGCUCUGCCAGGGCCUCGCCACCAAUGACACCCUCAGGGUCCUCAAGCUCUCCCAUAACCUCCUGACCAAUACCGGAGCUCUUACGCUGCUGAAGACGAUGAAAAACAACAUGGAAUCAGCAGUGGAGGAGAUUGAUAUUUCUACUGUUUUUGUGAAUGAAGACUUUUUGGAGCUGCUGGAAGCGGCCCAUCAAAGACGCCCUGCUCUAGAUGUUCGGUUCAUCGUCAUGAACUCUGUCACCAGGAACUUAUCGGCCCUCCAGAUCUUUCAGAAAUUCUCUGAAGCACAAAAUGAGAGCGUCACAGACUUCUUCCAGGCCUUAGAUAAAGACGGAGCCAAGACUAUCUCUACGUCCACCUUUAGAAAGGCUGUGAAGGAAGCUAAUGUACCUCUGGAUCAGAGACAGCUUGAGUGGUUGAUAAGGAAGUUUGAUAAAGACUGCACAGCCACCAUCCUCUACAGUUCUUUGCUCAUCCCUGUCCUGUCCCAGUUCUGUCCCAGUUCUGUCCCGUGUGAAUACUUGAACCCCUGA